CCCUCCGCCCGGGCCGCGCGCCCCGCACCCUCCUCCUGACCCAGACUCUCCCUGCCCACUCGCCUCCUCCUCCCCGCAGCCACCCCGGAGGGAGCUGCGAGUCGCCCCAGAUCGGGCCCUCCCGCCCUCCUUAAAAAAAAAACCGACUCCCGACCUGUCCCGGCCUCCUGGGUCUGCCGAGGAACCGGUAGCCUCAGGCCUCGGGCCGACCGUUCGGGCCUGCGGGGCGUCCGGGCGCCGGGCCAGAGGCGGGGCGGGGGCGGAGGCGGGGGCCUUUAAGAGGCGCGGCCCGGCGGGACCCGACCCAGACGCGGGCAGCGCCUGGACUCGCCGCCGCCGCGGGACUCGGGCAGCCCCGCAGCGCUCGGGCUCCUCCUCUCGCGACCGCCUUCGCAGCGAUGGACGGAGACGGUGACCCAGAGAACGUGGGCCAGCCCGAGGAGGCGAGCCUGGAGGAGCAGCAGGAGGAGGCGGGCGCCGGGGAGGAGCGGCCCGAGGAGGCGGAGGCGGCAUACCUGGACGAGCUGCCCGAGCCGCUGCUGCUGCGCGUGCUGGCCGAGCUGCCGGCCGCCGAGCUCGUGCAGGCCUGCCGCCUGGUGUGCCUGCGCUGGAAGGAGCUGGUGGACGGCGCCCCGCUCUGGCUGCUCAAGUGCCAGCAGGAGGGGCUGGUGCCUGAGGGCGGCGCCGAGGACGAGCGGGACCACUGGCAGCAGUUCUACUUCCUGAGCAAGAGGCGGCGCAACCUGCUGCGCAACCCGUGCGGGGAAGAGGACUUGGAGGGCUGGUGCGACGUGGAGCACGGUGGCGACGGCUGGAGGGUGGAGGAGCUGCCCGGAGACUGCGGGGUGGAAUUCAUCCACGAUGAGAGCGUCAAGAAGUUCUUUGCCUCCUCCUUCGAGUGGUGUCGCAAAGCGCAGGUCAUUGACUUGCAGGCCGAGGGCUACUGGGAGGAGCUGCUGGACACCACUCAGCCGGCCAUCGUGGUGAAGGACUGGUACUCUGGCCGCAGCGACGCCGGCUGCCUGUACGAGCUCACGGUGAAGCUGCUGUCCGAGCACGAGGAUGUGCUGGCCGAGUUCAACAGCGGACAGGUGGCAGUACCACCGGACAGUGACGAUGCGGGCUGGAUCGAGAUCUCCCACACCUUCACUGACUACGGGCCCGGCGUCCGCUUCGUCCGCUUCGAGCACGGUGGGCAGGACUCCGUCUACUGGAAGGGCUGGUUCGGGGCCCGGGUGACCAACAGCAGCGUGUGGGUGGAGCCCUGAGUGACCCCUCCUCCAGACUCCCCGAGCUGCCCUGCAGAUAGCCUUAGUCAGCAGCAUCCUCACCAACCCCCACCCCAACCCCGCACUCCUCUCCCGCCCCUCAUUCCAAGCCCAGCCCCCACACCGGGAGAGAGGGUUUUGUUGGCAUAUAUUUGCAUAUAUUUGCAUGUAGAACAGAAGAUGGGUGAGGGCAUGGGCCUGGGCCAGGCCCACCGCUGAAUCCCCCGCACCUAGCACAGUGCCUGCCACAAAGUGGGGCUCAAUAAAUAUUAUUUGUCCAAGAAAGGAUGAAUGAACAAACGGAUGAAUGAACACCCCAUCCGUUCGCAUCCUUCUCUGUCUCCUGAGGGCCCCUGGCCCAGCCUGGAAAAAUACUUGGUGGGGCUCCAGCUGCUCUGGUCUCCAAGGGCCCUUGGGCUGGUGCAGAGCCAGCCAGGCCUGGGCCAGCAGGACAAAGGCUGGGAUUGUGAGGCCAAGGAGCGGGGAGCUGGGCCUGGCGCCUGACUG
Equus quagga is the source of this 1775-nucleotide messenger RNA. RefSeq names its product F-box protein 2 (gene FBXO2). Lineage: Eukaryota; Metazoa; Chordata; Mammalia; Perissodactyla; Equidae. The record is from RefSeq and is a predicted model, not a curated record. The coding region runs from base 399 to 1268 and encodes 289 amino acids. Gene Ontology annotation, molecular function: protein binding; ubiquitin protein ligase activity. The transcript is spliced from 6 exons. Gene Ontology annotation, biological process: glycoprotein catabolic process; SCF-dependent proteasomal ubiquitin-dependent protein catabolic process. Gene Ontology annotation, cellular component: SCF ubiquitin ligase complex; cytoplasm.